Molecule: messenger RNA, 417 nt
Organism: Medioppia subpectinata
Lineage: Eukaryota; Metazoa; Arthropoda; Arachnida; Sarcoptiformes; Oppiidae
Source: the annotation of a GenBank genome assembly
GAUGAGGACAGUAGUGAGGAGGAGGACCAGCGCAAGGGUGUGUCGGCGCUGAUCGAGAUCGAAAAUCCCAAUCGCGUUCAUCGCAAGGCCAACAAAAAUCUCACACUCGAAAACGCUGGCGGAGCCGCUGGUGGCAGUUCCCGAAACGGCGCGCCCGGCGCUGACGGGGCGGCACCGGUGCCCGAGUUGUCCCGCCGGGAGCGGGAAGAGUUGGAGAAGCAGAAGGCCCGGGAGAACUACCAACGGCUGCACGCGCAGGGCAAAACUGACCAGGCCCGCGCCGACCUGGCCCGACUGGCCAUCAUCAAACAGCAGCGCGAGGACGCGGCCAAGCGUAGGGAUGCCGAGCAAAAGGCCAGAGAGUCAGAGUUGAAAGCGAAACAAUCGUUGACUAAUAAGGCGUUGGGCAAGAAAUGA